Molecule: messenger RNA, 1347 nt
Organism: Candida albicans SC5314
Lineage: Eukaryota; Fungi; Ascomycota; Pichiomycetes; Serinales; Debaryomycetaceae
Gene: MCA1
Product: Ca(2+)-dependent cysteine protease
Exons: 1
Coding region: 1-1347 (448 amino acids)
Biological process (GO): proteolysis
Molecular function (GO): cysteine-type endopeptidase activity
Source: RefSeq, a predicted model, not a curated record
AUGUUUCCAGGACAAGGUAGACAUACAUACGGAGGACAACAGUCCAAUUAUAGUAAUCAACAACAGGGUUACGACCAAGGGUAUAACCAAGGUUACGGCCAAGCUUAUGGCCAAGAAUACAAUCAAGGAUAUGACAGACCUUCUGGUCCACCACCAGGCCAAGGUCAAUACAAUAGACCAUCGGGUCCUCCACCAGGUCCACCACCAGGUCAAGGACAAUAUAAUAGACCUUCUGGACCUCCACCAAGUCAACAAGGACAAUACAAUAGACCUUCUGGCCCACCACCAGGUCAAUAUGGAAAUAAUCAAACUAGGGGAUCAGGAAACGAACAAAAUUAUGGUAAUAUGCAUGGUAGUGGUCAUUAUUCUCGUCCACCAACUGAUUCCCAAUCUUUUGGUGUUGAGAAUUACAAUUAUCAAUAUUCCAACUGUAGUGGUCGGAAAAAGGCAUUGUUGAUAGGGAUCAAUUAUAUUGGUACUAAAAAUGAAUUGAGGGGUCCAAUCAAUGAUGUCAAUAAUGUUGAACAAUUUUUAUUAGCUAAUGGUUAUUCAAGUGAUAACAUUGUUAAAUUGACUGAUGAUCAAAGAGUUCAAAGAGCAAUUCCAACUCGACAAAACAUUCUUGAUGCCAUUCAAUGGUUAGUUAAAGAUGCUCGUCCUAAUGAUGCAUUGUUUUUCCAUUAUUCUGGCCAUGGUGGACAAACAGAAGAUCAACCCGAUGAAUAUGGGAAUUAUGAUGAAGAUGAUGGCUACGAUGAAGUUAUUUAUCCAUUAGAUUUUGAAACCAAUGGGUUUAUCAUUGAUGAUUUGUUGCAUACAAUGAUGGUGAAAACAUUGCCUCAAGGUUGUAGAUUGACAGCAUUAUUUGAUUCUUGUCAUUCUGGAUCAGUUUUGGAUUUGCCUUACAUGUACUCAACCAAAGGUGUUUUGAAAGAACCAAAUGUAAUGAAAGAAGCCGGAGCAGGGUUAUUGCAAUCUGCCAUGGCUUAUGCAACAGGUGAUAGAAGUCGUAUGCUUCUGGGUCUUGGUGGGGUUGUCAAAACAUUUAUGAACCAAGGUAAGGCAGAAAAAGCUAAUGAGUAUUCCAAACAAACCAAUACUGCUCCUUGUGAUGCUAUUUCUUUGAGUGGGUGUAAAGAUGAUCAAACUAGUGCUGAUUCUAAAGAAAAUGGUACUGCCACUGGUGCUAUGAGUUAUGCAUUUUUGACUGUUAUGAGUCAAAAUCCAAACCAAUCUUAUUUGAGUUUGUUGCAAAAUAUGAGAGAAAUUUUACUGGCCAAAUACAGUCAAAAACCACAAUUAUCUGCUUCCCAUCCAAUAGACACCAACUUGCAAUUUAUUUUUUAA